This is a messenger RNA of Monomorium pharaonis (pharaoh ant), 3734 nucleotides long. Its product is annotated as lysosomal alpha-glucosidase. The coding region runs from base 396 to 3536 and encodes 1046 amino acids. Gene Ontology annotation, biological process: carbohydrate metabolic process. Gene Ontology annotation, molecular function: alpha-1,4-glucosidase activity; carbohydrate binding. The transcript is spliced from 18 exons. Lineage: Eukaryota; Metazoa; Arthropoda; Insecta; Hymenoptera; Formicidae. The record is from RefSeq and is a predicted model, not a curated record.
AUUUUUCAUCAGGGAUAAGAAUGCAAGAAUAAAGUAUUCAUUAUCAGUAAUAUAUAAAUUCGAACAGAGAUGACACAUGCAUGACGCAUACGGAGCUGUUGCGUGAAUAUGCUCGGGCUUGGAAUCGCAGUAAAGGACACAGAUACGGAGUAUAUAUACUGAUAUAUACACAAUGCAAAGAUCAGCACGUACAAUGCAGAUGUGCAUAAUGCGCAGCGGCAGAGUACGACGAGCGGUUCAGAGAUUGUCUACUUAAAAAUAAUAUUUUAAUCUAAAUUAGAUCGUGCACGGUGUCAAAUGUAGUGCGAAACAUUAUUUUAGAAUCCUAGUGCCCAUUUAUUCGACGAAUACGUCGCAAUUUCGUUAAUUUGCAGACGUAACGUUAAAAGCUACGCAUGGCAACAGUUUUUACCAAUAACUUAAAAGACAUGAUCAGUGUGAAGGCAAGUGGGCAGGAUGUUCCUGAAAAAUCGGAACACAGUGCAAUCAAAGAUCAUCCAAAUAAUAUUGCAAGAGGAUUUAAUGCCAUUGUGAUUAAAACAUUAGACGAUGAAAUUUACAAGCCGCCAACAACGAAAAAACAUGAAAGGAAGUUAAUUCUUGAUAACAAAACAAAAUGGAUAAUAAUAUUAUUCUUUGGCCUCAUCAUGUUUUAUUUCUUACUUUAUUUUGGUAUUCCACUAUUACUCAUGAUUAUAAAUUCAUUAUAUAUUACUAAGAGUAGUUACAGUGCUGAAGUGGAAUUUAUGAUUGGUAUAAAUAACGAUAGCAUUGAAGAGACGAGGUAUCAGCAUAUAUUUGUGGACACUCAGGAUAUAUACAUUGAAGAGGAAAUGUAUGAUGUCAAAAUAGUGCCUUUAAACCAAGAAAGUAAUUUAUCUGGAGAAACCACUUUUAAUAAUGCACAACAGUGCAGCAACAUUCCUGAAAUAUUACGCUUUGAUUGCCAUCCUGAAGAUGGAGCGUCACAACUUUCCUGUAUGAACAGAGGAUGUUGCUGGAAUCCAAUUGAUCAGAACAGAAAUAAAAAGCAUGUGCCAUUGUAUAUUCCUUAUUGUUAUUAUCCUGAUGGAUGGAAUUUGUAUAAAUAUGUUAACUCCAGUCAGGAUGAUAGUAGUUUCUCAGGCUUUCUCAGUCUAGAGAAGAAAUCUAUAUACAAGAAUAAUGUACCUCUUGUGAAAGUAGAAGCCACAAGCGUGGACACUUCAAUUCUGCGUGUGAAGAUAUAUGAUCCCUCAAAACCACGAUAUGAACCACCAUGGCCAAUUAGACCGGAUCCAAAGCCAUUUUUGUACAAAGUUGCUGAUAAAAAGUAUCGAUUUAAUAGCGAUGUUGUAAAACCAGGCUUUAAGGUUGAUAGAAUCAGUGAUGGUACAACAUUAUUUAAUUCCAUUGGGUUUGGAGGUUUUAUAUUUGCCGAUCAGUUUUUACAAAUAAGUACAAUAUUACCAUCGAGUAACAUUUAUGGCAUUGGCGAGCAUCAAUCGAGCUUAAAAUUAAAUACUAAUUGGCAAAUAUUUACUCUAUUUAAUAAAGAUCAACCACCAACAGAAAACGCAAAUUUAUAUGGAUCUCAUCCAUUUUAUAUUGUUAUGGAGGAGUCUGGAAUGGCUCAUGGAGUUUUAUUUUUAAACAGUAAUGCUAUGGAUGUGAUAUUGCAGCCUACACCAGCUAUAACAUUUAGGACAAUUGGUGGUAUUUUUGAUAUUUAUUUUUUCCUGGGGCCUACUCCAGCUGAAGUAGUGAGACAAUAUUCGGAAAUUGUAGGCAAACCAUUUAUGCCACCUUAUUGGUCGCUUGGUUUCCAUUUAUGCAGGUUUGGAUAUGGAUCAUUGGAAAAUACUAAAGCAGUAUGGAACAGAACUAGAGCAGCUGGAAUUCCAUUUGAUACUCAAUGGAACGAUCUGGAUUAUAUGGACAAAAAUAACGAUUUUACAUACAAUAAAGAGAAAUUCAAAGAUUUGCCUGAAUUUGUGGAAGAAAUUCAUGCGGCAGGAAUGCAUUAUAUUCCUUUAAUAGAUGCCGGCAUAUCUGCUUCCGAAGGUAAUGGUUCUUAUUUACCUUACGAUGAGGGAAUAAAACAAGAUAUAUUCAUAAAAGACGGUAUAUCCAAUAAACCUUUCGUUGGCAAAGUCUGGAAUUUCGUUUCCACGGUAUGGCCUGAUUUCACGAAUCCUAAAACUAUGAUAUACUAUGCAAAUAUGAUGGGCGAUAUGCACAACAAUUUUGCAUAUGAUGGUGCAUGGAUCGAUAUGAACGAACCAUCCAAUUUCUACAAUGGUCAUAAGAACGGCUGUACGCAUAAUAAUCUAGAUUAUCCCGAUUAUCUUCCAAACGUCGUCGGCGAUUUGCUCGCUACGAAGACACUUUGCAUGAAUGCAAAACAUUAUUUGGGUACUCACUAUGACCUUCACAAUACUUAUGGAACAAGCCAGGCAAUUGCUACGAAUUAUGCUCUUAGGAAAAUUAGAUUAAAAAGACCAUUUAUAAUAUCGCGUUCGACAUGGGUGGGACAUGGUCAUUACGCAGGUCAUUGGACAGGUGACAUUUAUUCAUCAUGGCAUGAAUUGAAGAUGAGUAUUCCAGCUAUUUUGUUAUUCAAUUUCUAUCAAAUUCCAAUGGUGGGUGCAGAUAUUUGUGGUUUUGAUGGAAACACAACUGCUGCGUUGUGUAAUCGCUGGAUGCAACUCGGUGCCUUCUAUCCGUUUUCUCGAAAUCAUAAUUCCGAUGAUACAAUUGAGCAAGAUCCAGUUGCUAUGGGCGACUUGGUUGUACAAUCAUCCAAAAAUUCUCUCAGAAUACGUUAUCGAUUUUUACCGUAUUUGUAUACCUUGUUCUUCCAUGCACAUAAAUUUGGAGCAACGGUAGCACGGCCAUUAUUCUUUGAAUUUCCCUAUGACCGGCAAACUUAUGACAUUGGCACACAAUUUCUUUGGGGAAGUGCACUUAUGAUCAUUCCAGUUCUCGAAGAAAAUAAAAUUGAGGUAGCUGCUUACGUACCACGUGGUUUUUGGUACGAUUACUAUACCCUUAAUUCCUUCUUCUCCAUCGGGAAACAUUUUACCUUACCUGCACCGAUUGACAGAGUACCAUUACUGCUUCGUGGAGGCUCGAUACUUCCGACACAAGAACCGGGUGCAACAACGACGGAAAGCAGAAAGAAUGAUUUUGAAUUAGUAGUAGCAUUAGAUGAAAUUGGAAAUGCUGAGGGAGAACUGUAUUGGGACGAUGGUGAUAAUUUAGAUGCUAUAAAAAAGAAAGAAUAUUUAUGGCUGUCUUUCAUCGCAAACCGAACCAAUUUACUAAAUGAAGAAAUAGAGAAAGCCUCUUUUAGUGAAGAAGUAAUUCUCGGAAAAGUACAGAUUUUGGGAUUGCGCCAACAAAUCUCUAGAGUAUUUUUAAAUGAAAACGAAAUAGGAUUUAAAUAUGAUGUUUUUACAUCGAGCCUUGACAUCACUGGCUUGCGAGUGGACAUGAGGCAACCGUUCGUAUUUUCCUGGAUAUUUGGAGAUCCCGAUGAUAACAUUAUUAAUUGAACACGAAUUAUCUAUCGUGGUAUGUAAAUCUCACAAUCUCUAAUAACUAAUGUGAUAUAUGUAAUGUAUGUUAUACAUGUUUUUUAUAUAAAUAUUCUACUUUAAGUUGUUUAGACAUAUAUUUUUUAUUAUUUAGUUAUAUAUAUACAUAACGUGUGAUAUUCUUACUCGAUUAAUAAAACGUGUGAAACUUUAUAA